Molecule: messenger RNA, 1569 nt
Organism: Plasmodium malariae
Lineage: Eukaryota; Apicomplexa; Aconoidasida; Haemosporida; Plasmodiidae
Product: GPI transamidase component GPI16, putative
Exons: 3
Coding region: 1-1569 (522 amino acids)
Biological process (GO): attachment of GPI anchor to protein
Cellular component (GO): GPI-anchor transamidase complex
Source: RefSeq, a predicted model, not a curated record
AUGAAAAGUAUGAAAUAUUUUUGUUUAUUCAUCCUAUAUUUUACUGCAUUAGUAAAUUCUUAUGUAAUAGAUGAAAGUGUUAAUUUAUUACCUCUAGAUAAUAAUUUAGUGCAUAUUACACUAAAACUAAUUAUUAAUGGAAAAAAUUAUAAAGAAAAUUUUCUUCCUGCAAAUAUAUUAAAGAUACUGAACUAUGUGAAAUCACUUAAAAUUAACAUAAAAAGAGGUGUAUACCGAAGUUUUUACAACAACAAAUAUUUGGACACCUAUCCUUUUGGAUUUACUCUUGCAGUUGAAUUGAAGGAAAUAGAAAAUGAUAAUAAUGUUUCUAAAGAAACAGGAAAAGAUGAAAAAGGAAAAGAAAAAACAAAUAGCGAAUUUUCAAAUAAGGAAAUAUUUCUUUUACGACAGUUAUUAAAUGAUAUUUGGUCCAUUACAGGUAUAUCAACUAACCUUCUGAAAAUAAAAAAUUUAAUAAAAAUUGAUAAUAAAAUUUUUGCAUUUCUGCCUGAUGAAAGUAUAUGUACUGAAAAUUUUUCAAUAAUUAAGAAGCUGUAUCCAUGCAAAAAUUUUGGAGGUUUAUUCAAUGCAGUAAGUCCCACAUAUUUAAUAUCAAAGCUUUCCAGCAAUAUAGGAUUCGAACUAAAUGACACUAAUGAAAACUUAUUAGUGCUUUAUGUAGAUUAUAUAACAGAGCAUGAGCAUAAAAAAGACGUGAGUGUUAUAGAUUUGAUAAAUAGUAAAUACAUUUUGAACGAAUGUCCACUAGUAGACAGAACUUCACUUGUUGUUAAAAAAAAGGAAGAAAACUUUGUUUCAACAAUUUUAGAAAGAUACGGUAAUAUAAAUUUAGCAUAUGAUAAUAUAAAUUUAUAUAAUAUACUACAAAACGGAAAACGUAAUAUUUUAGAGGAAUACAUAAAUGUCAAUGUCAUUAAAGAAGAAGCGAAUAGUAUGAUAACUGCUGAUAUAAAAAAGAAACAAAGUUCAUUAUUAUAUAUAUUUCAAAAUUUAAAUAAAAAACACAACAGUGAUUUUAUAUUUUAUGAUAAAUUACCUUAUUAUUUAUCCCCUUUGUUACACACUAUAAUGAUACAAGGAAAAAGCGCAAACGAGGAUCAUAAAUUGAAGGAAAAUUGUAAAUUUAUUUAUUUCGGUAUUAAUGCACUUAAAAAAUUUAAUAUUAGAUUUAGUAAUUUUGACAAUUUUGAAUAUAUACCAAGAAAUGGAAACUUUUACUACAUUACACUUAAGCACAAUCUACCCCCCCAAUGUGAAAUAAUAAUGAGAUUUGAAGUAAUCAAAAUACAACUGAGGUCAUUCGAAUUUGAGUUUGAUAUAGAUAGGGGUAUUUUAUUAGGUAGUGGAAUAUUCAUGCAAAAAAGAAAUCACGUUUCAAAUGAGGAAAACGGGUUCAUGUAUAAAUAUACUCCAUCAAUGUUAAUAGAUAUAAUUUUGCCAGAUACAAGUAUGCCUUUUAACGUUAUAGCCAUCUCAACUGGUGCAAUUAUGUUAUUUUUUGGGUUCAUAUUUAAACUCACAGCAAAGGAAGAAACAAAAUAUAUUUGA